Messenger RNA from Elaeis guineensis (African oil palm), 1511 nucleotides. RefSeq names its product 25.3 kDa vesicle transport protein SEC22-1. Lineage: Eukaryota; Viridiplantae; Streptophyta; Magnoliopsida; Arecales; Arecaceae. Gene Ontology annotation, biological process: endoplasmic reticulum to Golgi vesicle-mediated transport; retrograde vesicle-mediated transport, Golgi to endoplasmic reticulum. The record is from RefSeq and is a predicted model, not a curated record. Gene Ontology annotation, molecular function: SNAP receptor activity.
CUUAAGCCGGCACAUCUUAUUUCACCCCCCCCCAAACACCGGUCCCCUGCUUUUCUUUUCUCCAGCUCCUCCUCCUCUCCCUCUCCGUCCCACUCCCUGGCCGAUAGCUUCGUCGAAGGGAGUUCGAAGGCCGCCAUUUCCUCAUCUCAACGAAACUCAUACGCUCAGUGGACCUUCGCCGCACGCCGAGAUCGCCGGUGGUUUUGAAAGAUCAGUUUCUUCAAUUCUUAGUUUAAGAUAAGAUGGUGAAGCUGACAAUGAUAGCACGUGUUACUGAUGGGCUUCCGUUAGCAGAAGGGUUGGAUGAUGGCCGUGAUCAGAAAGAUAUUGAAUUCUACAAGCAGCAAGCUAAGCUUUUAUUUAAGAACCUGUCUAAAGGACAAAAUGAGGCUUCAAGAAUGUCAAUUGAGACUGGUCCUUACUUUUUUCACUACAUCAUUGAAGGUCGUGUCUGUUACUUGACAAUGUGCGAUCGUUCUUAUCCCAAAAAACUUGCUUUUCAAUACCUAGAAGACCUCAAAAAUGAGUUUGAGAGAGUCAAUGGGAACCAAAUUGAAACGGCAGCAAGGCCGUAUGCUUUUAUCAAGUUUGAUACAUUCAUACAGAAGACCAAGAAAUUGUACUUGGAUACUCGUACCCAGCGCAACCUUGCAAAGCUGAAUGAUGAACUUUAUGAGGUCCACCAAAUAAUGACUCGCAAUGUUCAAGAAGUACUUGGCGUCGGUGAAAAACUUGAUCAGGUUAGUGAACUGUCAAGCCGGCUAACAUCUGAAUCUCGCAUCUAUGCAGACAAGGCAAGAGAUCUAAAUCGGCAGUAUAGCAAGGCACAUGGGUUGCUCGCAUGGGACUGGAUACCAUAAGCUUUGAUUCGGAAGUGGGCUCCAGUUGCUGUUGUGCUUGGAGUUGUCAUGCUUCUUUUUUGGGUCAAAAAGAAGAUAUGGUGAUUCCAUGUAUUGAAAGAGUCAAUUGCGAUUUUUGUUCGUCAUAUACAAAUGUAUACAUUUCCAGCUCGGUAAUACCAAUGUUUAGAUGUUGUUUUGCAAGAACCUCUAGACAAAAAACACACUUGGGUGCUAUUCUUGUUUUCGCCUGCCAUUAGAGUACAUUGGAGACAAAUCGGAUGAUGUGCUUAAGCUCUGCAAAUAUUAGUAGAGAUAGUACUAGAUAUUCAAAUGUCAUUUUUUCCAUAAAGAGAAUUACUUAUAUGGUCUGACUUUAUGAAGGCAGCUUACUCCAUAUAAACUGAUGAGGGUAGGCUAAACUUUAUGAGCAGCACCAGGAUUUAAUCGCUCUGGUUAUAUGAUUGAAGAAUGUCGACGGACAUAAAGCUAUCAUGAAGCAUGGGCCUAAGGGGGUCUGUAUGAACUCUAAGCUCAUGUAGUGGUCAAUUUUUGUAAGUUGGCUGUCAGUUUAUUGCUAGAGUCUGCGUUUGUCUAAAAUAUCUAUCAAUGAUUAUCAGUUUUAAUGACGUGUUUGUCUAUGUUAUCAAAUAUUAAUUUUUAUUAAACUAU